Hydra vulgaris (swiftwater hydra) is the source of this 1308-nucleotide messenger RNA. RefSeq lists its product as uncharacterized. Lineage: Eukaryota; Metazoa; Cnidaria; Hydrozoa; Anthoathecata; Hydridae. The record is from RefSeq and is a predicted model, not a curated record.
UUUGAAACAAAUACGCCGAGUUGUAACUGCAAAAUUGGUUAAAUAAUUCAUGUAAAGUAUGAUAAUUUAUUCUUUACAGACAGUUUAGUUAGACGUCAACGUCCAUCAUCUACUUCAUGAAAUAUAGUAAAUAGCUUAUUUAUUUUUACUAAAGCUUUCCAAAAGUCAGCUGUUAGUAAAUUUUCUUUUAACUAAAAAUUAAAAAAAAUGUGUAGUAUUAAAUGUUUCGCUAUAGUAGUCGCUGUAGAACUAACAACUUUUUUCAUGGGAGUUCUACUGCUAUGUCAAAAUGUGUAUAACAUAUUAGGGGCUGCACUAAUAACAUUUGCUUCUAUUUUUUUUCUAAGUAACUGCUUAUUUUGCAAAGAACUUAGAACGAAAGCAAUAAAAACGCAAAUUCAAAAUGACAUUAAUUUAGAGUCUUCAAGUAUUGACUUAAAUGGAGAGGCUGAAGUUUAUACAUCUCCAACUGUUGGUGAACUUACCCAAGAUCAAUAUACACAAAACUUUAUAUACAGUUAUAUACCAAGAGUGUGUUUUCAGGCAUAUUCACCUUCUUGUCCACCAUCCUACGAAAGUAUCCUUUUGACAGCUGAUGAACCGAGUCAAGGAUUAAUUAUUGAAUCUGAAGUACGGUGUUUACGUAUUCUACCGCCAUACGAAGAAGUAGCACAACGAAUUAACUCCAAUUCGUUGCCGUUGCAUGAAGAUACAUUGCCAUCAUGUGAAAAUACAUUGCCAUCAUAUGAAGAAACAACGAGAAUUGUUCCGCUAAACACUUCGACUGCAAUUCUCUGUUGAAAAAAUUUGAAUUUGAAAGAGCUGAAUGCUUUUUCUUAAUUAAAUAUAUUUACAAAUAUUUCCAUUAAUUCUACAUAUAAUAUAAACUAUGUUUUUGAUACAACAGACAAAAAAAUAUGAAGUAUAAAAUUAGUUAUAUAUUAAAUAUUGAAAAAUAGUAAUGAACCUUAUCUAAAUACUAAUCUUUACAAUAACUAUAUACUUCUCAAUAUAUAUUACCUAUAUACCUCUCAAUACAUACUACAUAGCUACACUAUAUAUCUGUAAUGAUUGACAUAUAGAUAGAUUGGAACGAAUAUAGCCAUUUACACAUUACAUACUAAAUAUCUUCUAAUCUGUCGCAUUAUGCGCCUACUAGAUAAUGCAUACAUUUGUUAAAAAAAACUGAUCAUUGCAAAGAUCAUGAUUUUUUCCAAUGUUUUACAUAAAUUUUAAAAAACUAAAUUAAUAUAUAUAUAUAUAUUUUUUUCUGUUUAAAAAAUCUGUUAUAAUAUUUUCUAUUUAAAU